Molecule: messenger RNA, 1062 nt
Organism: Solanum verrucosum
Lineage: Eukaryota; Viridiplantae; Streptophyta; Magnoliopsida; Solanales; Solanaceae
Product: putative F-box/LRR-repeat protein At4g00320
Molecular function (GO): protein binding
Source: RefSeq, a predicted model, not a curated record
AUGGCUGACAUAUUGCCUGAAUGUCUCAUUCAAACAAUACUCUGUUUUCUUAGUUAUAAAGAAGCAUCCAAGAUGAGCAUUCUCUCCAAAACAUGGCUGCAAGCAUCGUCGACUCUUCCCGGCUUGGAAUUCUGUCUUCAUAGUGUCAAAUGCAAUAUAAAGAUAGUCGACACAAUCAUGGAGAGAUAUAGGGACGGAAAAGUCCCGAUAAAAAAGUUUGAAUUAUCAGAGAGCAACUCUUAUGGUCACAAAGUUUUACCUCCCAUUCCUAUUGAUAACUGUCUUGACAUUGCACUUCAAAAUGGUGUAAAACAUCUUGUCCUUGACCGUAUAUCAUACCCCACGCCUAUUUUAACAAUCUUGGCAGCAAAAUCUUUAAGAAAAUUGGUUCUUGCGUAUUAUACUCUUUCGUUAGCUAGUAGUGUUGUGAAUCAAAAUUCUUUGAGAAAGCUUUCUCUGUCUCAUGUAGAAUUAAACAAAAACAUGCGUCAGACUAUACUCAAUAGUUGUCCCUUGAUUGACACUUUCAUCUCUGAGAAUCGUAUUGGCUUGGAAACGGCGUAUCUUCAAAAGAUCAAGUCAGUUUACCUUAAGGUCUUGAAGAUUUGGUAUAGAAAGGGCAUAUUGGAGAUUGAUGCUCAAAAUUUGGUGUCAUUUGAGUACACGGGGAAGCAAAUUCCUGAAUCUAAAAUUGCAAGACAGUUGGAGCACUCAAAAAUCUCUCUUUACAGCUUAGACAAUAUAAAUGCUGACUGGUUUUGUAAGUUGAGAAAGUUUCUAUCAAAGUCGCCGGCCUCUUGGUCUCAAGUUUCGAUUCGUUUUGAAGAAUUCACUGAGAUUAAAAUGUGUUAUAGAAUAGUUGGUGCUACCACCCAGGUGGAUGUUUUAGAAGUGAACGUUCUAUUUCAGUAUAUGGAGUGCUCUUCCUUUGUGGAUGCUUUGUUAUGGAGUUGUCCGCCUAGGAGACUCAACCUGCAACUAAAACUAAAUAUGUUUACAGCUUUCAGUGAUCGUUUGAUGUAUAUGAAGAAUUCUACUACUCAUGGAACAAUCAGACCUUGA